Molecule: messenger RNA, 2262 nt
Organism: Hydatigera taeniaeformis
Lineage: Eukaryota; Metazoa; Platyhelminthes; Cestoda; Cyclophyllidea; Taeniidae
Source: the annotation of a GenBank genome assembly
AUGAACGUCAUUUCAAUAUCCGCUUUACUUUUUGCUAUCUGCCAACUGGUCCGGAGCGCCUCAAAUUGCCUCGAAUUGAUGAGUGGUAACAGUUUUGGUCUCUUUUGUCCCUCCUAUUCCGGCUCCCUUCCUCCCACUAUUUCAACAGGGAAACGAUACUCAAAGCUCCAGAUCGAAUCGGCAAGUUUCCAUUACGGAGGUGCAGUUCUCUCGAAAGCCAACUUCACUGGCCUUGAGAGUCUCACUUACCUGCGUAUCACGUCUUCCGGCAUCGAGAGGAUCAAUCCCGACGCAUUUUUCAACCUCAGACAUCUUACUCAUCUCGAUCUAUCCAAAAAUCGUCUAACUUUCAUUGAACCUGGCACAUUUAGAGGAUUAAAGCUGAAGAAGCUUAUUCUCUCGGGCAAUAUGGGCUUAAAACUGCCUUCGGCUGCACUUUCUGGUGCAAAAAUAUUCAAUUUUGUCGCCAAAGAUUGCGAUAUUCAUUCCAUUUCCUUUGCCCUCUUUAAACAGACUGGUACGCGGCAUAUUAGUCUGGUAAACAACAGAAUUCGUACGCUUUCAGAGGAAUUCUCCGCCCUCAUCAUGCCUUCAGACGGAAAUUGGGGUUCAGUUGACCUGUCGAACAACAGUCUGGUUUGCGAUUGUGCUCUGCUCUGGCUAGCCCAGCUUCUUGAUAAACAGCGCAGAUACAUGGGUGAUGCGUCUGCUGACCUAAUCAGUGCACACUCUCCCAGGUAUCCGCGUGAAACAACAGAAGAGGAAGCGUUCAUACCAAUGUAUCGGUUAAAUCUUACCUGUUCAGCACCGAAACACCUCGUACAACAACAGUUCCCUCUUCCUAGCGAAUUUGAUUGCCCUGCACCUCAAGUAACUGGAAUAGACAUAGCUAUAAUUGGAAAACUGAUGGAGACGGUUCAGCUGACGUGCCACGCUCGAGGACGCCCAACACCAAAUGUUGCUUGGGCUUUCCAGCAGCACAAUCAGGAGGUGCAUCGAAUUGUGAAGUCGCCUACACAAUUGCCGCCUUGGAGUAGUGACCAGAUGGUGGAUGUGUCAAUUGGGCUCAAUGUGAGCUUACGGGAGUUUCAAGCACGUGAUUUCUCAUGUAUCGUAUGGACUGACUCAGGGCUAAGCAAACCGGCACAGAUUUCAGCCUCACAGGAUAACUGGCUCAAUGAAAGUCCUAGUUCUUCAUCCUCUAUUGUGCCCCGAGGUCCCCUUUCUCCAGACAAAGCUCAUAGAGUCGGUGUUCGUUUGAGUGGUUUACAUAUGGAUAACCAUGAAGGUCUCAAUGAAUUGUUGAAAGGAUCGCCAACAAACGAUUCGACGUUUGACGAAAGCGACGAGUCAUCGAGCAUAGAUUCCACCAAUUUUAGCCCAUAUCAACAAUUAUUUAUUCGAAGAUUCACGCCACUAGAUCUUAUAGGCGCAAUCGUUGGGACCUUUGUGACAACUCUAAUGCUACUCUGCAUAAUCACCAAAUGCGUACCACAUUGUUAUCACCGUAAACCUCAUCCAACCAAACACGCUCUAUUUCAGUAUGAGAGGAAACAGGUUUUGACACCAUUUCUGAAGGAAGAAGGCAAACAUGAAUCGGACGCCAUGGAGCAGAACAAAGACCAGCCUCAUCAGCAACAACAGCAACAACAGUCAGCGUAUUUUGGUGAGGCAGCAACUACGGUUGGUUCGGGAUCGGGCCCAGCAUAUUGGCCAGUGCAGGAUUACGCCUACUCUACUCACGAGUACGAUGUGCCGGGUAUGGCGGAUCCACUGGCCGGAGCAAUGCCCCUCUCCCCUCACCCAAUGAUGGGAAUGCCCAACGCUACAGGCACCUUGGUACGCAGAGGGCGGCCCAUGUCUACCGCAAGCCUGCAUCCGAGUGCUAUUCAGACCCCUUAUCUCUUCCCCAAAGCAGCCACCUCAACCACAGGUCUCAUCCUACCCCCUGUGGCCACUGUUCCGCCCUUGGGAGUAGUCGCCUCUCCCUUCCUCUCUUACGCCACUGUACCUCAACCCCCAUUGCCAAGUCAACAGCCCCCUGUCUACUUCGGUCACAAUCAUCAGCUCUCACUUAGUGCACUGCCCAACGGUCAACUGGUGAUGACACCUACAUUGAGUCGUAACGUAAACGGUACAGCAUCGCAGCAGCCGGAAGAACCCGAGGCUUGCGCAGAGAGCAGUGUGACUAGUUGCAACUCUGAGAAGAGUGCGACGGAGCACCUCAUCGGAGCAUCAGAAGGACUGUCACCAACUCAAUAG